AGGGCAAGUCUUCCGCUAACUUAUGUCGAGGGCUUCCACGAUCUGGAAACUGUAAAAUCUAUGAAAUAUUCGCCGUUAGGAAAAACUGGUCUGAUGGUUAGCAAAUUGGGUUUUGGCGGAGCAACGCUUUGUAAUCUUUUUGGAACUUGUGACGAAGAAGAAGCUAUUCAAACAAUCCGACAGGCAAUUCGUCAAGGAAUUAAUUAUAUUGAUACGGCCUACUGGUACGGUCAAGGGCGCUCGGAAACAAUUAUUGGAAAGGCUUUAAAAGGAAUUCCACGUAAAGCUUAUUACAUCGCUACAAAAAUAGGCAGAUAUGAGCCCGACUUUCAAAAUAUGUUUGAUUUUACGGCAGAAAAAACACGGAAAUUCUUCAAUAUAGGACUCGAACGUCUUCAACUUGAUUACGUUGAUGUAAUACAAAUUCAUGACGCGGAUUAUGCACCUUCAGUGGACAUAAUAAUAAACGAAACUCUUCCUGAAUUAUCGCGCCAAUACAAGUAACUUUAGGAAAAGCGCGGCAUAUUGGAAUAACGGGAUAUACUUUGUCUUUUUUGAAAGAGUGUGUUAUGAAAAGUAACGUUAAUAUCGGUUGCAUACUAAAUUAUGCAAGACACACUCUUAUCGACCAAACAUUACUGGAGUAUAUUCCAUUUUUUAAGGAACAUAAUGUCGGAGUAAUUAAUGGUGCUACAAUAGCCAUGAGAUUACUAACUAACGCCGAUCCACCAGAAUGGAAUCCAGCAGAUGAUCAAAUUAAAAAAACAUGCCGCGAAGCUGCUGAUGAAUAUUGUAAAAAAAACGGUUCAGAUCUCGCGCGAUUAGCCAUUUGGUUUUCAAUGCAGGCAAAUCUUCCUCCAACUUACGUCGAGGGUUUCCAUGAUCUAGAGGCUGUAAAAUCGAUGAAAUAUUUACCGUUAGGAAAAACUGGUAUGAUGGUCAGUAAACUAUCUUUUGGCGGAGGCCCUCUUGGAUGUCAUUUUGGAACAUAUGACGAAGACGAAGCUAUUGAAACAAUCCGACAGGCAAUUCGUCAAGGAAUUAAUUAUAUUGAUACAGGUUAUUGGUACGGUCAAGGACACUCUGAAAUAACGAUCGGAAAAGCUUUAAAGGGAAUUCCGCGAAAAGCUUACUACAUUGCUACAAAAGUAGGAAGAUAUGAGUUAGACUAUCAAAAUAUGUUUGACUUUUCAAUUGAAAAAACACGAGAGAACUUAAAAAAGAGCCUUGAACGUCUUCAAGUGGAUUACGUUGAUGUGAUACAAGUCCAUGAUAUUGAAUUUGCGCCUUCAUUGGACAUCAUCAUAACGCAAACUCUGCCUGAACUGUCAAGACAAGUAGCUUCAGGAAAAGCCCGACACAUUGGAAUUACGGGGUACCCUAUAUCUGUUUUGAAAGAGUGUAUAUCCAAAAGUAAUAUUAGUAUUGAAUGUAUACUAACUUAUACAAGAUACACUCUUAUCGACCAAACAUUACUGGAGUAUAUUCCAUUUUUUAAGGAACAUAAUAUCGGAAUAAUUAACGCUGCCGCAGUGAGCAUGCGGCUCCUGACUAAUCAAAGCCCGCCAGAAUGGCAUCCAGCAGAUGAUAAAAUUAAGAAAACAUGCCGCGAAGCUGCUGAAUAUUGUAAAAAAAGCGGUUCAGAUCUCGCACGAUUAGCCAUUUGGUUUUCAAUGCAGUGUGAUGAUGUUGCUACUAAUCUUAUCGGAAUACAAAACAUGGAACAAUUGAAAGCUAAUAUUGACAUUGCUAAUAAUGAUAUCAGUGAUAAAGAACUACAAUUACUAGACAAUCUACAGAAAAACUUUUUUUCAAAGAUCAAAGGAUCACACUGGGAAGGAAAAGAAAUCAAAGCUUACCAGGCAGCUUUGGAUAAAUUAAAAAAAUAA
This is a messenger RNA of Cotesia congregata, 1889 nucleotides long. The record is from the annotation of a GenBank genome assembly. Lineage: Eukaryota; Metazoa; Arthropoda; Insecta; Hymenoptera; Braconidae.